This is a messenger RNA of Aphanomyces invadans, 747 nucleotides long. RefSeq lists its product as hypothetical. The coding region runs from base 6 to 479 and encodes 157 amino acids. The record is from RefSeq and is a predicted model, not a curated record. NCBI's taxonomy places the organism in Eukaryota, Oomycota, Saprolegniomycetes, Saprolegniales, Verrucalvaceae. The transcript is spliced from 5 exons.
CCGGAAUGGAUGCCCCUGCGCGAUUGACGUCGCCGACGGCAGGACGAGGACUCAAGCGCCGCGACAGCAUUGGCGACAGAAUCGAACGAAGCAUUGCCGAACAUAUCAUGGAGGAGACUGCCGAUGCCGCAGAUGUUGCUCGCGAGGAAGCCCUUGAUGAUGAAGAGAAGCUAAGCAUCUCAACGAAGUUGCAAGCGACUGGUGCUCUCAAAGCGGACGUGAAUGAAAAGCUUCAACUCGCCAGGGCGCCCAGUCAUCCGAUUGUCCAUGUCUUGCUUAUCAUUGCUAGCCUUUACAAUCAUGAUUGUAUCUCGAUGGAAGCACGAAGCGUGCUGAAAGACCAGGCCAUCGAUGAAGUGCGCAGGUCGAAUGGAAUAUUGUCGGCUGCAGUGGAGCUCUUGUGCCAGGACGGUGAUGUGGAUGAAUGUGUGGACACGUUUGUGCAAGUGGGUCACAUGCUGCUAGCGAAGGCUCUUUGACCCGUCUCGGUAUCAAGUCACAGAGCGCAUGCAGAGAGUGUUAAUUUCUCACAGGCGAUAGAUGCGCCUCGAACUCUCUGCACCGCGUUAAGCAUACCAAAUCAUGCCAGUUGAUCAUACCUACGUCCACCGACAUUGUGCAUUGUCGAUGCUUGAGGAGCUGGAAACAACACCUGUGUCAGAUCACAGCUUUAUAAAAGCGUCAUUCCAAAAUAUUCCGCAAGAAUUUGUUUUACCAACGUGAUGUUAACAAAGUGAAUGCAUCCCA